Messenger RNA from Centruroides sculpturatus (bark scorpion), 577 nucleotides. RefSeq lists its product as uncharacterized. The record is from RefSeq and is a predicted model, not a curated record. The coding region runs from base 44 to 412 and encodes 122 amino acids. The transcript is spliced from 6 exons. Lineage: Eukaryota; Metazoa; Arthropoda; Arachnida; Scorpiones; Buthidae.
ACUUCAGUGCAUUUUACUAUAUUGACUGGUGAACAAGUGCAAAAUGAAGUUGUGCAUUUUGUUUGUAUUAGGAGCGAUUGCAUGCAAUUUAUGUGCCAUCAAUGGCUUUAGAAUGAAAAGACAGAUAGAUGACUUUUGCGAUUUGCCUGUAAAACUUCGAAGUACUGUAUGGAAUUGUAUGGAGUUGACUAUGCCCUUACAGGACAGACAAACGUUUUCAGAUAUUGCCCGAUGUCUUAGUGUAGCUAACUUUGUUGACGUUAUGAAUAAAAUGUGUGGCAAAACAGAAGAUGAGAUUGAUGCAAUAGCAGCACUACAUGAAGAGUGUUUGGCAGAGGUGGACUUGGUUGUACUAAAUAAUCUCGAUGUAGACGAAGAGGAGGUAGCGAAUUGUGUCAAGAAUAAUCUUUGAAAAAAAAAAAAAACAUUGACGUGCACGAUUCGUCGCUGUAUAGUUUAUCCAAUGUUGAGCCAUCUAUUAAUUUUCGUGAAAUGCGCAUAAUUAAUCCUUGUAAACCUUAAUAAUUUGUUUUUAAAUUUAAUAAUAUUUGUUUGUAAUAAAUUAGAAAAUUAUUAA